Molecule: messenger RNA, 1702 nt
Organism: Populus trichocarpa (black cottonwood)
Lineage: Eukaryota; Viridiplantae; Streptophyta; Magnoliopsida; Malpighiales; Salicaceae
Exons: 2
Coding region: 493-1110 (205 amino acids)
Source: RefSeq, a predicted model, not a curated record
UGCCUAGUCAGAAAAAAAGGUUAAAUGGGGUUAACCGGGUACAAUCAUUGACAGCUGAUGAAAAAGCUGCUACUUUUGAAAGAGCCAGUGCUGCUUUAAAACCUGAUAGUCCAUUUUUCAUGGUUGCUAUGCAGCCAUAAUAUGUUUAUCCUGGAUGUAGAUUGGUAAGCAUUCAAUUGAAACUCUUCUAGACCAUGAAAGUCAUUUUUCAUGUUUUAAUAUUUUUUGUAUUAGUCCUUUUUUAGUUAUUUUCCUUUAAUGUGCUUUCUGUAGCCUAUACCAAAAAGCUUUGCUCAGAAAUAUUUCAAGAAUGAUCAUGGUGAUGCCGUCCUCUGUGUUUUGGAUGGGAGAACUUGGCCUGUUAAGUACUUUGUCUACCCAGGUAAUGGGAAAGCCAAGACACAAAUCCGCAGUGGUUGGAACAAAUUUACGUGGGACAAUUAUUUGGAAGUUAGUGAUGUUUGCGUCUUUGAACUGACUAAAUGCAUUGAAAUGUCAUUCAAAGUAAUCGUUGUCAGAGCUAAUAAAGACGACAGCCAUCGCUUGGCUGUAGCCAACCAAGCCAAACCCAAAAGAAGCGUGCUGAUUGAUAUUGAUCCUGAGUUCCCUAGAGAUGGUGAAGAUGGCACGUCAAGUUCACACCAUAAAUAUGGAACCAAAGAAAAAGGGCGAAAAAGUGAAGAAGACGACAGCCUUCCUCCAGAGAAGAAGAUUAAGAACUCCUUGCCUCACAAGAUGGCUAACAAUUCAAGAAAAGAUGCUGGAAGCGGUUUGAAGACAAAAAGAUUGGCUCCACUUUCUGCAAUUGAAAAAGAAAAGGCUCUUCGCAGAGCUUAUGCUUUCAAAUCUGAGAACCCCUUUUUUUUCAUAGCCAUACAACCAGCAUAUGUUUGCAGUGGAGCUAAUAUGGUAUGCUUUCAAAACCGUGCAGUUCAUCAACCAGCACAAGUUGCACGCGCUCAUUUCUUUUGCUUAAAUUUGGAUAGAUAUAGAAAGAAGUUAAGGGAGAGUUGCCUCCCUUUCUGUUCAAGAAUAUAUAUUUUUGGUUCUCACUCCUUUUAUUGGAAUAACGGUAUCUUUCUUUAUGUCCUUUUACUUUCUUUCAAUUAAUCAUGGCAGAGUAUACCAUUCAAGUUUGCUGAUAGAUAUUUUAAGGAGAAGAAUGGUGAAGUUAUCCUUCAGGUUUCAAAAGAUCCAAAGCUGUGGUAAGCAAUGUAAGCUAGCUGUAUGCAGCAUGCAUCAUUAAGCUGUGAGCAAAGAGGCACUCUCAUGCAAAUUAAGUGAGUUUCAUCGACUGGACCUUCUAGCAAAUACUCCAGUUUCACAGAAUAUCUUUAGAAAAGAGGUUCAUUGCUCUGUAUGCAUUAAAGAGUAAAGAGAAUCCUUGAGAUUCAAAAGAAAGUUUCUACAAAGCACCUUGACAGAGCUCUCAAAGUACACACUGACAGCUCCACACCGUAAAAAUUGGAUUGGAGAGCUACUUUUGGUCUGGGAUUCUAUUAGCCUGCUACAGAAGCGCACAUACUGUGGGUGUGAUUAAGGAUGAACCGAUUUACUCCUAACAGACACACGUUAAACUCUAUAAUUAUUGGCUCCUUUUGAUGCUUCCUUCUCGCUUGAGCCACGUUCAUUAGCAAUUAAAGUAGCGGCGACCAUUGUUGCUUGUUAGGAGCUGUUGCAAAUGGCUUCUUCUAGCAAAACA